CGUCGUCGACCUUCAUCGAAGGCUCAUAUUUCGCCACGAGCAUCACCGCUGUGACCUGCGAAACACUCAGAGAGACACGGAUACUCCGACACAUACGGAAGCAUUCAUCUCAUUCUUCACUCUGCUCAGCCCUCGGAACAAGAACACGCAGCACAUCUCAAUCAUCUGCAAUCAUGGAUACCAAUGGCACAACCGACAGCAAGUACGUGACUCUGGUCUCGAGUGAUGGCUACGAGUUUGUCGUCUUGCGGGACGCCGCCAUGAUCAGCCCUGCCAUCAAAGGAAUGUUGGACACACGCAACAACUUCCGCGAGGCUACCCUGGGUCGCUGCGUGUUUGAAGAGAUCAGUGGCGUUGUGCUCGAGAAGGUCUGCGAGUAUUUUCAAUACUGGUACCGCUACCGUGAGCGGGAGGAUGUUCCUGACAUGGACAUUCCUGUCGAGCUGUGCCUGGAACUGCUGGUCGCAGCCGACUUCCUGGGCCUGGACAAGCAAAAUACAGGCACUGUCUGAAUGACGUUUGAUGACCAUCUGCAUUUUGGCUGCAUUAUUCACGACGGAGUUUGGGGCGUUGAGCGUUCAGGGUGGUACAACCUUACAAGAUACCAUUGCCAUGACACGAUGACGAAAUUCCAUGCCAAGAAGGCAUGUUUCCUAUCCUUCGCCAUGAUCUUUCUAUUGAUGGUGACCCACGCUAUCACCCCAUUGGUGAAAAAAAAAACCCCCGACCCCCAUCUUAGCAUAUGCGUUCCUCCCCUUACUCUUCCGUGGGUUGAACGUCUAUUAAAGAUGGAAGAAGAACUAUAUUCCACUCACUCUGCUUGACUCAACUUCUUACCAUUGAGAUCUACGCUUUUUCUGUUGGGAUACAGAUCAACCAAUGCAAAAACAAACAUGCACAUUUGUAUAGCUGAAUAAACUGAAUUCUUGAA
Molecule: messenger RNA, 931 nt
Organism: Colletotrichum godetiae
Lineage: Eukaryota; Fungi; Ascomycota; Sordariomycetes; Glomerellales; Glomerellaceae
Product: Skp1 family protein
Exons: 3
Coding region: 174-512 (112 amino acids)
Biological process (GO): ubiquitin-dependent protein catabolic process
Cellular component (GO): elongin complex
Molecular function (GO): protein-macromolecule adaptor activity
Source: RefSeq, a predicted model, not a curated record